Molecule: messenger RNA, 2049 nt
Organism: Apaloderma vittatum (bar-tailed trogon)
Lineage: Eukaryota; Metazoa; Chordata; Aves; Trogoniformes; Trogonidae
Gene: CDC5L
Product: cell division cycle 5-like
Exons: 13
Biological process (GO): mRNA splicing, via spliceosome; regulation of transcription by RNA polymerase II
Cellular component (GO): Prp19 complex; spliceosomal complex
Molecular function (GO): DNA-binding transcription factor activity, RNA polymerase II-specific; RNA polymerase II transcription regulatory region sequence-specific DNA binding
Source: RefSeq, a predicted model, not a curated record
GAUGAAAUUCUGAAAGCAGCUGUGAUGAAAUAUGGCAAAAACCAGUGGUCUCGUAUUGCUUCUUUAUUGCACAGAAAAUCAGCAAAGCAGUGCAAAGCCAGAUGGUAUGAGUGGCUGGACCCAAGCAUCAAAAAGACAGAGUGGUCACGGGAAGAGGAGGAGAAGCUGUUGCACCUGGCCAAGCUAAUGCCAACUCAGUGGAGAACCAUUGCCCCGAUUAUCGGAAGAACUGCUGCACAGUGUUUGGAACACUAUGAAUUUCUGCUGGACAAAGCUGCUCAGAGAGACAAUGAGGAAGAAACUGCUGAUGAUCCUCGGAAACUUAAACCUGGAGAAAUCGAUCCAAAUCCAGAAACCAAACCAGCCAGGCCAGAUCCUAUUGACAUGGAUGAAGAUGAACUUGAAAUGCUGUCUGAAGCUAGAGCGCGUCUGGCUAAUACACAGGGAAAGAAGGCCAAAAGAAAAGCAAGAGAGAAGCAGCUGGAAGAAGCUAGACGGCUUGCUGCUCUCCAGAAAAGACGAGAACUUCGGGCUGCUGGAAUUGAGAUCCAGAAGAAGCGAAAAAAGAAGAGAGGUGUGGAUUAUAAUGCAGAAAUUCCAUUUGAAAAGAAGCCCGCUCCUGGUUUUUAUGAUACAUCAGAGGAAAACUACCAGUCCCUGGAUGCAGAUUUUAGGAAGCUACGUCAGCAAGACCUGGAUGGAGAAUUGAGAUCUGAGAGGGAGGGAAGAGAGCGCAAAAAAGACAAACAACAUAUGAAACGGAAAAAAGAGUCAGACUUGCCUUCAGCUAUUCUGCAAACCAGUGGAGUGUCAGAAUUUACCAAAAAAAGAAGUAAACUAGUGCUUCCAGCUCCUCAGAUAUCUGAUACAGAACUUGAAGAAGUUGUGAAAGUGGGCCAGGCGAGCGAGAUUGCACGCCAGACCGCUGAGGAAUCUGGAAUUACAAACUCGGCUUCCAGCACUCUUCUGUCAGAAUAUAACGUGACCAACAACAGCAUCGCACUAAGGACUCCCAAAACCCCAGCAGCACAAGACAGGAUCUUGCAGGAAGCCCAAAAUUUGAUGGCUCUCACAAAUGUGGACACCCCCCUGAAAGGAGGGCUUAACACUCCCUUGCAUGAAAGUGACUUUUCGGGGGUGACACCGCAGAAGCAAGUUGUUCAGACUCCAAACACUGUGCUUUCCACACCCUUCAGAACACCCUCUCAUGGACCAGAAGGCUUAACUCCUCGCGGAGGAUUAACUCCUAAACCCGUGGUUGGUACAACUCCUGGUAGAACUCCACUACGUGACAAAUUGAACAUCAACCCAGAAGAGGGAAUGGCAGAUUACAGUGAUCCAUCGUACGCCAAACAAAUGGAGAGAGAGUCUCGUGAACACCUGCGCCUUGGACUCAUGGCCCUUCCUGCUCCGAAGAACGACUUUGAGAUUGUUUUACCUGAAAAUGCCGAAAAAGAGCUGGAGGAACAUGAAGUAGAUGAAACCUUUGUAGAAGAUACUGCCGAUAUAGAUGCCCGCAAGCAGGCUCUUCGAGAGGCAGAACGUGCAAAGGAGCUGAAGAGAAUGCACAAAGCUGUUCAGAAGAAUCUACCACGGCCCUCAGAAGUUAAUGAAACGAUACUGAGACCCUUAAAUGUGGAACCACCUCUGACAGACCUGCAGAAGAGCGAAGAGCUGAUUAAGAAAGAGAUGAUAACCAUGCUGCAUUUCGAUCUUCUGCACCACCCAUUUGGAGAACAGCCUAGUGGUAAGAAGGGAAAAGGCCCGGGAUUUGGAAGCAACAAUGCGGAACAUAUGGCUUACUUGGAGCAAAAUCCGUAUGAGAAGUUCUCUAAAGAGGAUCUCAAGAAGGCGCAGGAUCUCCUGGCACAAGAAAUGGAAGUGGUAAAGCAAGGAAUGGGGCAUGGAGAGCUCUCAAGUGAAGCUUAUAACCAGGUGUGGGAAGAAUGUUACAGCCAAGUGUUGUACCUGCCUGGACAGAGCCGCUACACAAGAGCUAACUUGGCCAGCAAAAAAGACAGGAUAGAGUCACUUGAAAAGAGGCUUGAG